AGGUAGAGGCAACUCCUUCAUCACAUCCAUUUCUGUACAAGUCUCCUCCCGACCUACAGGCUCCUCGCUAUCUCACGUACACACACACACACACACACACACACACACACACACGCAGAGAGGGGCUGUGUGCUCCAGCAUCACUGUGGAGCGGUGUGCAGGCUGCUGCUGGAGGCACGUACUCACCGCCACGCACUGCGCUCCAUCAGACACUCUUCCACGACCAUGAGAGGCUGCUCCAGCCGAUGCAAGUCCACGCAAGUCCAGGGCAACGCGGUAUGUAUGACCAACUGUCCCACCCUGAUCGUCACCGUGGGGCUGCCUGCAAGAGGAAAGACCUACAUCUCCAAGAAGCUGACCCGCUAUCUGAACUGGAUCGGCGUGCCGACCAGAGAGUUCAAUGUUGGACAGUACCGGAGGGAGUUCCUCAAGAUCUACAAGUCCUUUGAGUUUUUCCGUCCCGACAACGAGGAAGGGUUGAAGAUCAGAAGGCAGUGUGCUUCCGCGGCUCUGAACGAUGUGCGACAAUAUUUAACAGAGGAUGGAGGCCAAGUCGCCGUUUUUGAUGCGACAAACACAACCAGAGAGAGAAGGGUCACCAUCCUGGAGUUUGCAGAACAGAACGGUUUUAAGGCGUUUUUUGUAGAGUCUGUGUGUGAAGACCCUGAAGUCAUUCAGGAAAACAUCGUUCAAGUGAAGUUGGGAAGCCCAGAUUACACUAACUGCAACACGGAAGAAGCAGUGGAGGAUUUCAUGAAGAGGAUAAAGUGUUAUGAAAACUCUUAUGAGACGCUGGAUGAGGUCUUGGACAGGGAUCUCUCCUUCAUCAAGAUUAUGGAUGUCGGCCGGCGCUACUUGGUCAACAGGGUGCUGGACCACGUCCAGAGCCGGAUCGUCUACUACCUCAUGAACAUCCACAUCACGCCGCGCUCCAUCUACCUGUGUCGCCACGGCGAAAGCGAGCUCAACGUCAAGGGUCGGAUCGGAGGCGACUCGGGUCUCACGCCGAGGGGGAAAGAGUUUGCUAAGAAGCUGAACCAGUUCAUCCAGACACAGAAAAUAAGCGAGCUGAAGGUUUGGACCAGCCAGAUGAAGAGAACCAUCCAGACGGCAGAGGCCCUCAAUGCCCCCUAUGAGCAGUGGAAGGUCCUCAACGAGAUCGACGCGGGUGUGUGUGAGGAGAUGAGGUACGAGGAGAUCCAGGAAAAUUACCCCCUGGAGUUCGCUCUGAGGGACCAGGACAAAUACCGCUAUCGCUAUCCAAAAGGAGAGUCCUACGAGGACCUGGUGCAGCGCCUGGAGCCUGUCAUCAUGGAGCUGGAGAGGCAGGAGAACGUGCUGGUCAUCUGCCACCAGGCGGUCAUGCGCUGUCUGCUGGCCUACUUCCUGGACAAGACGGCAGAGGAGCUGCCGUACCUGAAGUGCCCACUGCACACCGUGCUGAAGCUGACCCCCGUGGCCUACGGCUGUAAAGUGGAGUCCAUCAGCCUAAACGUGGACGCAGUCAACACGCACAGAGAAAAACCAGAGAACGUAGAUGUGACACGGAUGUCAGAGGAGGCUUUGAUUACUGUCCCAGCUCACCAGUGAGGCAGUUAGCGCUCUCCGAUACCCUCACUCCUUUCCCUCCAUUAGCCUCGAUUACGCACAAUGAACCCUUAAGGCGCACUCUAAAAACCUUGAUUGAACCUCUUUUCUUUGGUCUUUGUUUUUUUUUUUUGUCUUCCGCUUGCAUUUAAAGGCGCGGUGAAGGUGGCAAGUAAGCGGACUCCGGUUGCUAAUCUUUGGGGUUUUCUUGUAAUCCUGCCACGAAUCUUGCCGCGCUCGCUCUCCCAUUCUUGGAGAAUGAACGAAAAGCUUUUUAAAUGGCGCUGCACUCCAAACCCUGAAGCAACGAAGCUCCGGCACCUCAUCUGAGGAAGGACCUUUUAUGUGUAGCAAAAUCUUGCCUGUACGUCUUAGCGAUGUCAAUUUUGCUUUACUAGUGCCUCAAAGUUUUUUUUAUCAAAACUCUAAUCUACCUACACGACUUUGCAGAUUGUUAUUUUUUCUUCCUAACAAUCUUUAAUUUAUUAGAAUGUGAAAGAGUGUUAAGUCAGAAAUGCUGGAUUUAUGUAGCAGUUUGUGCUAAAUAAUUUGAACGAUCUUGAAGGAUAUUCAUAUCAAUGAUCAGAAUUAAAAGGAAUAUUUUUGUUUGCUGUUUGUAAAUAAACUUCACCCAAACAUCCACUGAUUCCUACCAAACUCUCCUUGUGCUUCAUUGUUUUUAAGUUUCCAUUGACAGCUGGUUUGUUUCAGACAUAAGUACAGAAAAACAUAAAUCAAACAAUCACCAGACAAAAAAUGACACCUGUUCUUUUUUUUUUUUACUUAAACACAUGUAGUAGUUUUAGACUUCCUGUCUUAUGAUUUGGUCUAGAGGUCAGAACUGAUGUGGAAAUAUCUGAAAGCUCAACUUACAAUAUCCACUGGUGUUCCCCAAGGAUCUAUGCUAGCCGCCAUUUUCUUUUUUUUUUUUUACUUUUUCGUUUUAAGACACAAGCCACUUUGUCUGACAUGAAGGUAAAUAAAUAUUGUCUAUAUUUUUAAACAAGUUGGGGAAAAAUACACUUGCAUGCUAAAGUUGGUGUCUUUUAUACAGCAGCCUCUUCCUUAUUUCACGCUGCAGAACUUUAAUAAAAAGACUUUCACU
Molecule: messenger RNA, 2692 nt
Organism: Xiphophorus maculatus (southern platyfish)
Lineage: Eukaryota; Metazoa; Chordata; Actinopteri; Cyprinodontiformes; Poeciliidae
Product: 6-phosphofructo-2-kinase/fructose-2,6-bisphosphatase 4
Exons: 14
Coding region: 226-1590 (454 amino acids)
Biological process (GO): fructose metabolic process; fructose 2,6-bisphosphate metabolic process
Cellular component (GO): cytosol
Molecular function (GO): fructose-2,6-bisphosphate 2-phosphatase activity; ATP binding; 6-phosphofructo-2-kinase activity
Source: RefSeq, a predicted model, not a curated record